Molecule: messenger RNA, 1446 nt
Organism: Marasmius oreades (fairy-ring Marasmius)
Lineage: Eukaryota; Fungi; Basidiomycota; Agaricomycetes; Agaricales; Marasmiaceae
Exons: 14
Coding region: 1-1446 (481 amino acids)
Biological process (GO): proteolysis
Cellular component (GO): fungal-type vacuole
Molecular function (GO): serine-type carboxypeptidase activity
Source: RefSeq, a predicted model, not a curated record
AUGAAGGCGACGGCUUUUUUCUCCGCCAUUGGUUUGGCAAUCCUUGGUUAUGGGUUCAGUGGUGCGCACGGGAAACCCAUUGUCGAGACUCGAGCCGUACAGAAGAAGUCCUUCAUAUCCCAGCUGAUGCCCAACGUCGGCUUGCGGUUUAUCAAGAACUCUGGUGUAUGCGAGACGACUCCUGGGGUUGAACAGGUAUCUGGAUAUAUCGAUAUUGGGACGAAUAUGUCAACGUGGUUUUGGUUUUUCGAGGCUCGACACGAACCUGAGACAGCGCCUUUCACUCUUUGGAUUAAUGGUGGACCAGGUUGCUCUUCUAUGAUCGGACUAUUUCAAGAACACGGGCCGUGCAAUGUAAAUCCAGACGGCAAGACUACAACCCUCAACCCCUUCAGUUGGAACAAUCUCAGCAACGUGAUAUACAUCGACCAGCCGAUUGGUACAGGCUUCUCUCACGGGACAACAACGGUGAACAGUACAGAAGCUGCCGCCCCGUUUUUCUGGCAAGCCUUCCAGAUUCUAUUUGAAAGUGGCGAAUUCUCAAAGUUCCAAAAACGAGAAUUUUUAUUCACUACGGAGAGCUACGGAGGUCAUUAUGGACCUGCUUUUGUCACCUAUUUCAAUCAACAAAACGAGAAAAUCCGAAGUGGUGAAAUCCAAGGUGAAAUCAUUAAUGUUAGUGCUCUGAUGAUCAACAAUGGCUGGUACGAUCCUCUCAUCCAAUACAGGGCUUACGUCGACUUUGCAACCGAUGCCCCCGGCUAUGGACAACUACAAAACGACUCAGUCAUCAAGGAGUUGAACGAUGCUUGGUUCACUUCCGGCGGAUGCAGAGAUCUAUUACAAACAUGCGCUGCCGCUGGUAAUUCAACUAAGUCGAACAAACUCUGCAGGGAUGCCGACAACUUCUGUGGUCCAAACGUCGAGUCUCCUGCUAUCGGUGACCGGGACGUCAAUGAUCUUCGGCAGAAAGCUGACAGCCCCAAUCCUUUCCCGCCAUCCUUCUAUGUGAACUUCCUUCAUAAUGAGACUAUCAAGCAGAGGAUAGGUGCAGAGGGCAACUACGAAGAAUGUUCGAAUGCGGUCGGUAAUAACUUUUUCAAAACAGGCGAUGAUGCAAGAAGCCUUCUUCCCGAGUUGGCUGCUCUCGUGGACGAAAAGAUGAAAAUACUUAUCUGGGCCGGUGAUGCUGACAUCAACUGUAACUGGCUAGGAGGACAUGCCUCAGUCUUGGCGAUGGAUUGGUAUGGAAAACAGAGAUUCGCGAAGAUUCCUUUCACGAACAUGACCAUCGAUGGAAAGCCUAUUGCGGCCAUUCAGAAUCUCGAUAACUUCUCUUUUGCGCGAGUCUAUGAAGCCGGUCACGAGGUGCCUGCCUUCCAACCUGCAGCCUCAUUCGAGAUCUUCCGUCAAAUAAUCGCCGGAGAGCAGUUGCAUUCGGUCUAA